Messenger RNA from Drosophila guanche, 1430 nucleotides. Its product is annotated as facilitated trehalose transporter Tret1-like. The coding region runs from base 35 to 1423 and encodes 462 amino acids. Lineage: Eukaryota; Metazoa; Arthropoda; Insecta; Diptera; Drosophilidae. The record is from RefSeq and is a predicted model, not a curated record. Gene Ontology annotation, biological process: transmembrane transport; carbohydrate transport. Gene Ontology annotation, molecular function: sugar transmembrane transporter activity. Gene Ontology annotation, cellular component: membrane. The transcript is spliced from 4 exons.
AAAACCUACACACAAUUCUUUGCAGACCUACAACAUGCCGCCCAAGGAUGAUGUUAGGGAAGAAAAGCCAACCUACUUCACUUGGAGACAGCUCCUUGUCGCUGUGUCCGUCUCCUUGUGUUCGUUCUGCACUGGUUUCUGUGGUGCGUACACCUCUCCGGCCUUGCCCUCGAUGAAGGGCAAGGAUGGCAAGUUCCUUAUCACUCCGCAGCAAGAGUCCUGGGUGGGGGGACUCAUGCCACUGGCCUGCCUGGUGGGCGGCAUUCUGGGCGGCCUGCUGAUCAUGUAUAUUGGCCGGAAGUGGACAAUUAUGGUAACGGCACCGCCGUUCAUUAUUGGCUGGCUGCUGAUCGGCACCGCCACAGUUAUUGGCAUGGUGCUGGCGGGUCGCGCUUUCUGCGGCCUGGCCGUGGGACUGGCCACCAUGGUCCUGCCCGUCUAUCUGGGCGAAACGUUGCAUCCACAGGUGCGUGGAUCUUUGGGACUGAUGCCAACGCUACUGGGCAACGGGGGCCUGCUGCUCUGCUAUGCAUUUGGUUCCUUCCUUAACUGGUACCUUCUGGCCUUCGCUGGGGCCGUUUUCUGCAUUCCCUUCAUCAUUCUGAUGCUGUUCGUGCCGGAGACACCGCGCUACCUUCUGUCGCGCGGCAAGACAGAGCAGGCCCAGAAGUCGCUCGCCUGGCUGCGUGGCAAACACGGCGACAUUGAUGCAGAGAUGAAGGAGCUGGCCAGCACACAGGGCGAGAAGGCCAAUGCCAAAAGCACGUACGGGGACAUGUUCAAGAAGCGCAACCGCAAGCCCAUUCUCAUUUCCCUUGGCCUGAUGCUGUUCCAGCAGCUGAGCGGCAUCAAUGUGGUGAUCUUCUACACCCAGCAGAUCUUUUUGGAUGCCGGCUCCACCAUUGAGCCGGCCAUUGCCACGGUCAUUGUGGGUGUGGUCAACUUUUCGGCCACUCUUAUAGCCACAGCUGUCAUUGAUCGCAUUGGACGCAAGGUACUGCUUUAUAUUUCCGAUAUAACCAUGAUUAUCACGCUACUCACGCUGGCCAUCUACUUUCUGGGCAAGCACAAGGGUUGGGAUUUGUCGGGUGUCGGUUGGCUGCCACUUUUGGCCGCCGGAUUCUAUGUACUAGGCUUCUCCGUGGGCUUUGGACCCAUUCCCUGGCUAAUGAUGGGCGAGAUAAUGCCGGCCAGUGUCCGUGCUCCAGCUGCCUCUAUGGCCACCGCUUUCAAUUGGCUUUGCACCUUUAUAGUCACCAAAACUUUUGUGGAUAUGAUUUCUCUGAUCAAUAGCUAUGGCGCAUUUUCCGUAUAUUGUGUGUUCUGCAUUAUAGCCUUGGUUUUUGUCAUUUUGUAUGUGCCCGAAACUAAGGGCAAGUCCCUGGAGCAAAUCGAGGCAGAGCUGACUGGUGGCAAGGAAUAGAUGCCAA